Perkinsus marinus ATCC 50983 is the source of this 855-nucleotide messenger RNA. RefSeq names its product cell differentiation ATP-binding protein, putative. NCBI's taxonomy places the organism in Eukaryota, Perkinsozoa, Perkinsida, Perkinsidae. Bases 1 to 855 code for a protein of 284 amino acids. Gene Ontology annotation, cellular component: cytoplasm. The transcript is spliced from 9 exons. The record is from RefSeq and is a predicted model, not a curated record.
AUGACAGGCGAUCAGCAUUUUUGGGAUGAGACGAGGAAGCCCUGGAACGACUUGGAAAAUGAGCGCAGACCGGUGAAGCCGCAAAAGAAGGCGACCGGUAAUAGAGUUACCCAAGAUACCGGGAAAGCAUCCCAAGCUAUGGCUGGUUACUUUACUGAUAUGGUCAUGCAACAAGUAAUCAAUGACAAGUUAAAGGCGUCAUCAGUUGCGGCAGGGCAUGAAAUGAAGUACUCCCUUCCGCCUCAAGUUGCACUGCCGAGCAAAAAGAGGAAAGAUGAGGAUGAGUCUUCGGAGGAAGGGGGUGACUCGGAUAGAGAAGACCGGAAAGCGGGGGAUGCGGACUUCGACCUUGAGGCUAUUCGAGCCCAACGACUCGCUAAGUUGAAAGCUGAGCAUAAGGCCGCUGCAGAAAAUCGUGCGAAGGGUCAUGGGGAGCUGAGUGAAAUCGUAGAGUCUGAGUUCUUGGAUGCGGUGACGAAGAGCGAUAAGGCGAUUGUUCACUUCUAUCAUCGCAGUUUCAGGAAAUGCAAAGUUAUCGACAAGCAUCUCAGCCUGUUGGCGCCUUUGCUACUCGAUAUCAAAAUGGUUCGGUUGGAUGCCCAGAAGGCGCCGUUCUUCGUGGAGAGGCUCAGGAUAAGAGUACUGCCUACAACCGUCUUGUUCGUCAAGGGAAUCGCCGUAUAUCAUCUUGUUGGAUUUGAAGGUCUACGUUGCAUAGACGGCGAGGAUGUACUGUAUGAGAAUGAUAUGAUUUCGGAUGGAGCUCUUGAUAGUCUGGAGCGUAAUUUCGGCGACGAGCACAAUCGGGCUGAACAAGGAGUUGGAGAAGCCGAUGAAGAUGAUGAAUUGAAUUAG